AUGAAGUUGAUUUUAGUGGUCUUGCAGCUGGUAUUUCUUCCUCACGUGGUAUGCAAAGUUUGCAAUGUUCAAUGCAGGGUCCCUAGUCCUCAUCCUCCGCCUCAAAAGUACCAUCAGCCAGGAGAUCUUAUCAUUGGUGGAAUUGUCUCUCAGGCUCGCUUCAUCUCCAGCUCAUUCACCUUCACUGAAGAACCCCCUCCAGCAUUACUGGAAGAGCUUGUCAUUGUGCCUAAGAACUACCAACACAUCUUGGCCUUGGAGUAUGCGGUGAAGGAAAUCAAUGAAAACUCACAGCUCUUACCCAAUGUCACCUUGGGUUUCCACAUCUAUGACAGCUAUUUAAGUGCAAAGUGGACCUUUCAGGCCACUCUGCUAUUUCAAUCCACUCUAGACAGGUUUGUCCCCAAUUUCAGAUGUGGCGUCCAGAAUAGUCUGACAGCAGUCAUUGGGGGACUGGACUCUGAAGUAUCCCUUUACAUUGCAACCAUCUUGGAUAUCUAUAAGAUUCCACAGCUCAUUUAUGGUUCUGCUCCUGUGAUGAAUGAUAAGACCCCAGGCCUUUCCUUCUACCAGAUGGCACCUCCGGAAGGCCAACAGUACAUGGGGAUUCUCUCUUUGCUGCUGCAUUUUAGAUGGACGUGGAUUGGGGGCAUUGUUAUGAAUAAUGACAUUGGAGAAAGAUUUGCACAUAUUGUAGUUCCCCUGUUUUCCAAGAAUGGUAUCUGCUUUGCUUUCCUAGAAAAAAUCCCCAGUUUUAAUUUUGUCAGUAAAAUUAAUGAUAUGCUAGAAAUGGUAGCAAAAAUUCAUGAUACCAUAACUGACAGCAAAGCCAAUGUAGUGGUAGCCUAUGGGGAAUCAUAUUCCAUGACCAUUUUCAGAUGGUUUCCAUAUGUAUCACAACUCGAACACAUGAGCGAGAAUCCAAAAGGUACAGUAUGGAUAACGACAGCACAAGUGGAGUUCACUUCAUUGGUCUAUCAAAGAACAUGGGAAACUGAAUCAUUCCAUGGAGCUCUGUCUUUCAAAAUUCACUCCAGUAAUAUACCUAGUUUUCUGCAAUUUGUUGGAAGCAGAAUCCCAUCCAACAGAAGAGGAGAUAGUUUUAUAAUGCCAUUCUGGCAACAAACAUUUGGCUGCACGUUCCCUAAUGUGGUUGUGGAUAAUGUGAGUGGAGACAUUUGUACAGGGCAGGAGAAGAUGGAAAGCCUUCCGGGAACUUAUUUUGAAUUAUCCAUGACUGGUCACAGCUACAGCAUCUACAAUGCUGUCUAUGCUGUGGCCCAUGCUUUACAAGAUAUGUCCUCAUCUGUACCCAAACGGAGAGGAAUGGUGAAUGAAAGAGGAUCAAAGCUUCAAAAUCAACAACUCUGGCAGCUCCAUCGCGUUCUCAGAGAUGUUUCAUUUAACAACAGUGUGGGGGACAAAGUAUUCUUUAAUGAGAAUGGAGAGGUAGUAGCUGGAUUGGAUAUUGUCAACUGGAUUCUGCACUCAAACCAGUCCUUUCAUCUUGUGAAAGUUGGGAGCAUUGCCGACCAAGCAUUCACUAUCAGAGAUGAUGGCAUAACAUGGCACAACUGGUUUAACCAGACGCAGCCUCUUUCCAUAUGUACCGAGAGUUGCCACCCUGGGUCCAGCAAGAAGGUGAAGGAGGGGGAGCCAUUCUGCUGCUAUGAUUGCAUCCCGUGUCCAGAAGGGAAGAUUUCAGAGCAGAAGGAUAUGAACGACUGCCAGAAAUGCACAGAUGGGAACUAUCCAAACAAAAACCAGGAUUUCUGUGUUCCCAAGACUGUAACCUUCUUGUCUUAUGAAGAACCAUUAGGGAUCAGUUUAGCUUGUUUUUCUCUGUCCUUUGCUUUGAUCACAGUUCUGAACCUAGGAACAUUUAUGAAGCACCAUGACACUCCCAUCAUCAAAGCCAACAACCGUGACCUCACCUACAUUCUCCUCAUCUCCCUCUUGCUCUGCUUCCUUUGUGCUUUACAGUUUAUUGGCCGACCUGAGAAGGUGACGUGUCUCCUGAGACAAACAGUUUUUGGAAGUGUCUUCUCUGUGGCUAUUUCUUGUGUCUUGGCAAAAACCAUCACAGUGGUUCUUGCAUUCAUGGCCACCAGGCCAGGAUCCAGGAUGAGGAAGUGGAUGGGGAAAAAGCUAACUAACACCAUUGUUCUUUCCUGCUCUGUUAUUCAAGUAGGCAUUUGUACUAUAUGGCUGGCAACCUCUCCUCCAUUCCCAGAUGCUGACAGGCACUCAAUGACUGAAGAAAUUAUACUAGAAUGUAAUGAGGGGUCUGUGACUCUGUUUUACUCUGUUCUUGGCUACAUGGGCUUCUUGGCCAUUGUCAGUUUCAUUGUGGCAUUCCUUGCCAGGAAGUUGCCGGACAGUUUCAACGAAGCCAAGUUUAUAACUUUCAGCAUGUUGGUUUUUUGCAGUGUUUGGUUGUCCUUUGUUCCAACCUACCUGAGCACCAAGGGAAAAUACAUGGUGGCUGUGGAGAUCUUUUCCAUUUUAGCCUCCAGCGCUGGCUUGCUGGGUUGCAUCUUUUCCCCCAAAUGCUACAUUAUUAUUUUGAGACCUGAGCUGAACAACAAGGAACAGCUAAUAAGAAGAAAAGAAUGA
This is a messenger RNA of Podarcis muralis (Common wall lizard), 2616 nucleotides long. NCBI's taxonomy places the organism in Eukaryota, Metazoa, Chordata, Lepidosauria, Squamata, Lacertidae. The record is from RefSeq and is a predicted model, not a curated record.